Peromyscus eremicus (cactus mouse) is the source of this 2641-nucleotide messenger RNA. RefSeq names its product sperm tail PG-rich repeat containing 1 (gene Stpg1). The transcript has 9 exons. Bases 451 to 1536 code for a protein of 361 amino acids. Gene Ontology annotation, biological process: epigenetic programing of male pronucleus. The record is from RefSeq and is a predicted model, not a curated record. Gene Ontology annotation, molecular function: histone binding; chromatin binding. Gene Ontology annotation, cellular component: female pronucleus; male pronucleus; germinal vesicle. Lineage: Eukaryota; Metazoa; Chordata; Mammalia; Rodentia; Cricetidae.
ACAAAACCCCAAACUCAGAAACAAAACCCCUAAAUAGCUCUCUGCCUCAGGUCCUGGCAUAAUCAACCUAAACCCUAAAAUUCUGGUAGCUUCUCUACUGAUUUUGAAACGGCUCUAACGAUUGGCCAACAGCUUUUCACGUUAGAGAAACAGAGGACAUCAUUGGCUAGAGUUAGCCAUCCGCCUGCCACCGGACGCUGGAAUGUUAGGCCAGUGGUUGCCAUAGCGACUGAACGGCGAGAGGCUAGACUGACUAGGUAGGAGGCAGCUCCUGUUGAGGGGCCGGUCCUUGAGGUCGUGAGGAGGACUCGGCGCACUCCAUGGGACACCCACUGAGACCUCCGGACUCUGGGUGCGUGCGGAAUCUCUGUGCCCAACUGGGUGGUGCCUCCAGAGCCAGAAGGUGUUUAGAAGAAUGCGAGGCUGAGGUUUUCCUCAAACAGAUUGAACAUGCUCCAGAGCUUCGCUAACAUGGACAGCAUUCUCCUGAAAGAUGAAGACCCUGGCAAACGGAUCAAGCAUGGCGACAAAGUACAGAAAGGUUUUACCGCUGCAUACCCAACUCAAGCCUCGAUUCCUUAUAAAUACAGAAUGUCAAUAAUCCCAGAAUCAGAAAAAAAGGGAUUUAACAGCCAAACCAGGAGAUUCUAUCACAAAAAGGACGACAUCCCAGGCCCUGGGUUCUACAACGUCAUCCACCAGUCUCCAGUGUUCAACAAUGUCUCUCUUUCCAAGAGAGGAACCUGCACUUUUCCCUCCACGUGUGCCCGGCUGGGCAACAUCAUUUCUAAAUAUCCUGCUGCCAAUGCCUACACCAUCCCCUCAGAGUUGGUUUCCAAGAAGGACUUCAGCAAUUCCUGUUCCAGCAUGUUCCAGCUGCCAAGCUUCAUGAAAGUGGUCAAAUCGGAAACCCCUGCCCCAAACCAGUACCAUGCGGCCAGCGCCAGCUGCAAACAGAGAAGCAAUCUCUCUGCUCGAGUUGGGUUUCUGUCAAAAACAGAAAGAGGAGUCUUCCCCUUGGCCUGCUCGGCAGGGCCAGCUCCAGGACAUUACAACGUCAAUGAAUCUUUGGUAAAGCAGUCGCCAAAGAUCUUAGUGUCCUGCUUCAAAUCCAAAACUGGCCGUGGGUUAAAACUGACGUCAACAGGCCCAGGGCCUGGCUACUACAACCCCAAUGAACACACCAAGAUUCUGAAAAAGCCUCGUAUCCCGAAAGGUGCGCUCCUGAACUUUUCUGCCCACCCUCUGCCUCUGCCCCCAAAGCCGCCUCUCCCUGGUCCUGGUCAGUACGAGAUUGUGGACUACGAGGGACCCCCUAAGCAUUUCAUCUCCAGUGCGUCAUUUGUGUCCAAUACCAGCCGGUGGCCGGUACUGUCAUCCAAACCAGGCCUGCCCGGCCCAGGUCAGAGAACUGUCACCCCAAAUCUUCUGCUUUGUCAUUCCGAGACCAUCAAAUACCACCAGUUUAUGGGCUGUUCGCUAAACAGCCACAUACAAGCCAGAGAUCCCAGGGAAGCAGUCCUUCCUCUACAAUGAGGACAACAAAUGGAUCCCAGCCAUCUAGUGAUGCCACAGAAGCUGGCAGGAGGCUCCUCCAGCCAGGCCCCCGACCCUGCUCCCCAGGACAUCCAUCAGCAGAACACGCCUUUCCUCUGUCACCCAGCCCGGGGUCACAUACUGUCUGGAGCUGCCUUCUGGAGACUGGCCACCCCUGCCCUUCCCAUGCGUUCCUGAACAGAAAGGAGGAGCAGGCAGAGUUCUCUGGCUCCCUCUAUGUCAGCCUGCAAGCUGGCUUUGGUGACUCGCCUCCCCAGAGUUAAGGGAUCUUGAAGCACAGACUCUGAUGUGGCGCCCCAGCCUACUGCCAAGACAGCCUGUGGUGAAUUCCUUGCUUAGAAGCCAGUCAGCCAGGGCUCCGAGGCCUGGUCCAUGGGCCCUGACCUCCAAUUGCCCUUGACUUCUGGGAGGCAGGAGGCUUGGAGGUGCCUGCAACAGAAACACAGGGAUGUUCCCUGGGCACCCCUGCCCUCCGCUAUGACUUGUUAUCACACAGUAAGAACAUGGAAACCGGUCAUGAAUCACUCAUCAACCAUGGACUUGUAGGCUCUGUAUUCAUCAGCAGGCAAGGCAGGACCCAGCUGGAGCUGGAGGCCUGGAACCAUGGUCCCCAGGGCAGGGAGGACCUGUGUCCCUUCCUCCAUGUUCUCACUUCCCCAACCUUGCCUCGCCUUCCUGACUUCCCACUCCCGUUCUGAGAAAGCAUCAGUUUCUAAGUUGGACCAUGUCUCUAACAGACCAUGGCAAUGGCUAGAGGAAGAGCUGACCAAGAACCGAGACGAAAUUAAACUGACCAUACAUCUUCUCUUUCCCCAGGUGUUGAUAAUGUCUGCCACUUUUCUAGAUGGAAUCCUCCUGGGCUCCCUUCUCUCCUCCAGCCCCUGAUCCUCUUCUAGGAUGCCUGGGCCUCUUGCUUCCCAGGGCCCCUUCCUUGAAGUUCUCCGGGAACUGUCCAUCCUGGGCCUCCCAUCCAGACUGGCUUCUUGAUCGGCUUUUCUCUUGGGGUUGGGGUGAGGCAUGAGGAAGAGGGAGGGAAGGGAUGAAGAAACUUAUCCAAUUAAAUGAAAUUAUUGCUUUUCACAGA